AUGGUGGCCUUCACCGGAGGUUCCGCUGGAAGUCGAAACGUCGCCACCCUCCUGGUGUUGCGAUUCUUCAGUGGCACAUUCGGUGGCUCACCGUUGGUCAAUUCGGGCGGUGCCAUCGCAGACCUCUUCCCCCCGGCUCAGAGAGGCCUCGCCAUGACACUGUACUGUGUCGCACCGUUUCUUGGUCCCAUCCUCGGUCCGAUCGUUGGCGGGUUCGUCUCCGAAAACGUUGGAUGGAGAUGGGUCCAGGGGGUGUGCUGCAUCUUUAUCGGAGUGAUAGGUAUCAUCGGCGUCAUCUUCGUCCCGGAGACAUAUGGCCCGGUGCUGUUGAUCAGGAGGGCAAACCAACUGUCCAAGGCUAAUGGUAAGGUCUACAUCAGUGUUCUCGAAAAGAACCAAGGCAAGAAGAAGCCGUCAGAGGUCUUCCAGCGAGCUCUCAUACGGCCUUGGGUCCUGCUCUUCCGGGAGCCCAUCGUCAUGGUUGCCUCACUCUACAUGGCCAUUAUCUACGGCACCGUAUACAUGUUCAUGAGCGCCAUGCCCAUCGUCUACAACGAACAACGCGGCUGGAGCGAGGGCAUCGGCGGGCUCGCCUUCAUGGGUAUUGCAGCCGGUAUCAUCAUCGGAUUAGUCUACGCCAUCUACGACAACAACAGACGUUAUACAAAACUCCUGCUAUCGAAAUCAGCAACUGCCGAAUCCCGACUCCCACCCGCCAUCGCUGUCGCCCUACCAGUCGGCAUGUUCGGCUUCGCCUGGACCAAUUACCCCCGCAUCCACUGGUCCGUCAGCAUCAUCCUCUCCGCACCCUUCGGCUUCGGCUGCGUUCUCGUCAUCCUGCCGAUGGUUAACUACUUGAUUGACGCUUACACCAUCCACGCACGCCUCCGUCCUUGCAGCCGCGGCCAUCUUCCGCUCGAUCGUCGGCGCCGUGUUUCCCUUGUUUACUACCCAGAUGUAUGA
This is a messenger RNA of Aspergillus viridinutans, 963 nucleotides long. RefSeq lists its product as uncharacterized. The coding region runs from base 1 to 963 and encodes 320 amino acids. The record is from RefSeq and is a predicted model, not a curated record. Lineage: Eukaryota; Fungi; Ascomycota; Eurotiomycetes; Eurotiales; Aspergillaceae. The transcript has a single exon. Gene Ontology annotation, biological process: transmembrane transport. Gene Ontology annotation, molecular function: transmembrane transporter activity.